Molecule: messenger RNA, 1468 nt
Organism: Paramecium pentaurelia
Lineage: Eukaryota; Ciliophora; Oligohymenophorea; Peniculida; Parameciidae
Source: the annotation of a GenBank genome assembly
AUGGGUUAAGGUAUGAAAUAUUAUUAUUUUUAGAUAGAGGGAUGCAAAUUUUAUAAUAAUUAUCUAGAUUAUAAGGAAGAAAUAUUUAUCCUUAAUUAUAGGUUAUCAAUAAGUGGCAAUUAAAUUAAUUGGUGUUGAGCGGUAGAUCAAUUAAGUCUUGGAUAUCUGUAAUUACAAAUUAUUGAUAAGAGAACCUAUGUGACUAAAAUUAGAAUUUUAUUUCAACUGAUUUUACAUAAUUAGAAGUUCUAUUCGAUCAACAAGGAGAAAAAGAAAAACCCUCCAAGACUACAACAUUUCUAUCAAACUGAAUCUAAAUUAUGCUGAUGUUUAUAAUAACAGAGGUAAUCCAUCUAGUAAGAUCAUUAGGAGUUCUAUAAAACGGACUAGGAGAUAAAUAGAAAGCACUUCAAGAUCACACCAUAGCCAUCAAAUUAAAUCAAAAUUAUGCUCCUGCUUAUUAUACCUAGGUUAUCAUCUAGUUAUAUACUUAAGAAUUCUAUUUGAAGAACAAGGAGAAAAUAAAAAGCCCUUCAAGUUCAAUAAAGCUCUCGUUUUAUAACCAGACUAUUCACUUUAUCUUACCAACUGAAUUGAAUAUUUAUCUAAAAUUUUACCAAAAUAGAAAACUAAUUAUAUAAAGGAAUAGCCUAGAUGAUUUUACAUGUUUUAAUUUUAGAAAUCAAACCAAUAAACAUUUAUAUCAAUCAAAAUAUUCAAACAAAUUAAUUUCAUAUUAAUAAACCACUUUAUGAGCAAAAAUUUAAUGAUCUUGAAAAUCAAAUAAUUAAGCUGAGUGAUGAAAAUUCUGAUAUGAAAAUGAAAAUCAAUUCAAUUUUAGAAUAAGACUAUUUUUAAGUUUCUGAAACUCUAAAACAAUUAAAUAAAAAAGAAAAUAUCAACUAAUUUAUGUAUUUUAAUGCUUUAGUUUGGACAUUGUAUAAUUACUUAUUUUCAAUUUAAUAGAUUUCCUCGAAUCUAUUUUAAAUUAAUAAAAAUGCAAUAAUAGAAUGUGAUAUAGAAUAAUGCGAAAUUAUUUUUUCAAAAGGUUGUAAAUGCAGGAUUAUCAACCUUAGGAGCAUUACCUGGAGGUAGAAAUACUUUCAACUUAAUUAAUACUGCUCUAGAUUAUGGUUUUGAGUAUAGAAAGAACAAAAAUUUACUGAAAGAUUAAUAGACUGAACAAUAUUUUCAAAUGCAGUUCUAUACUUCCUGUUCAAUUAUUAAUAAAGAUAUAAAUUGUAAGCCUGAAUUAAGUAAAAGUUUUUUAUCAAAUUUGACUGACAAACCAGAAUCAAAUUUUAAGUUUUUUGUAGACUAAUUGUUGACAGAAGAAGAUAAAUAAUUCAGAGAUAGCGAGUACUGGGCAGCAAGUACUGGAGACGCAUCAAUCAUUUUAAAUUAUAUGAAAAAAAAUAGUGAAAGAAUGGCAAAUCAAAUAUUAAACAAACAAGUAAUAUUAAAGUGA